UCCCUCUCUCUCUCUCUCUCUGUUUCACAAGCUCACUCUGCUGUCGUAGAAGCUUCAGGCUGCACACGCUCAGUGGCUCCUUCUCUCUGUGUGUCUGUCCUGCUGUUUCUGUCAGCAUUUCAGGAUCAGAGACUGACUCUUCUGCACUGUUCUCUGCAUGACUGUCACAAAGAUGUCAUGGAGGCCUACCUACCGGAGCUCCAAGUUUCGAAACGUCUAUGGCAAAGUGGCCAACCGAGAGCACUGCUUCGAGGGCAUCCCGAUCACAAAGAACGUCCAUGACAACCACUUCUGUGCGGUCAACGCCAAGUUCCUCGCCAUAGUGACGGAAAGCGCGGGAGGAGGAUCUUUCGUUGUAAUCCCGGUCACUCAGUUUGGCCGUAUCGACCCUCACUAUCCAAAGGUCUGUGGUCACCAAGGAAAUGUGCUGGAUAUCAAAUGGAAUCCUUUCCAUGACAACAUAAUCGCAUCUUGUUCAGAGGAUUCUUCUGUGCGAAUAUGGGAGAUUCCUGACGGUGGACUGAGAAGGAGUUUAACAGAGUCUGUAUUAGAACUUUAUGGCCACAGCAGGCGUGUGGGGCUCAUCGAGUGGCAUCCAACCACUAGCGGGAUUCUCUUUAGCGCUGGAUAUGACUACAAGAUCCUGAUUUGGAAUCUUGAGAUUGGAGAGCCAGUGAAAAUGAUCGACUGCCACUCAGAUGUGAUUCUGUGUAUGUCAUUUAACACAGAGGGCAGUCUGCUGGCCACCAGCUGCAAAGACAAGAAGCUCCGCGUCAUUGAGCCACGCACAGGCAGCGUCCUGCAGGAGGCCAACUUUAAAAACCACAAAGUGAAUCGUGUUGUGUUCCUAGGCAACAUGAAACGACUCCUAACGACAGGUGUGUCUCGCUGGAACACACGCCAGAUUGCUCUCUGGGACCAGGAGGAUCUGUCCAUGCCAAUCAUUGAAGAGGAGAUUGAUGGUCUUUCUGGACUGCUUUUCCCUUUCUAUGAUGCAGACACACACAUGUUGUACUUAGCAGGCAAGGGUGAUGGGAAUAUCCGGUACUAUGAGGUCACACUGGAGAAACCCUACCUGCAGUACCUCAUGGAGUUCAGGUCCCCUGCGCCACAAAAAGGCCUUGGAGUGAUGCCGAAGCAUGGACUGGAUGUAGGAGCAUGUGAAGUCUUCAGGUUUUAUAAGUUGGUGACUCUAAAGGGCCUGAUUGAGCCCAUCUCUAUGAUCGUGCCUAGAAGGUCGGAGACGUAUCAGGAGGACAUUUACCCCAUGACUCCUGGGACGGAACCGUCUCUGUCUGCUGAUGAGUGGCUCAGUGGCAUCAACCGAGGCCCCGUUCUCAUGUCCUUAAAAGAGGGCUACAACAGACCCAACAAGCUGGUGUUCAAGGCACCCGUGAAGGAGAAGAAGGGUGGAGUGGUCAAUGGCAUUGACCUGCUAGAAAACGUGCCUCCCCGUACAGAGAAUGAGCUCUUGCGGAUGUUCUUCAGACAGCAGGAGGAGUUGCGUCGACUGAAGGAUGAACUCACACAGAAGGACAUUAAGAUUCGACAGCUGGAGCUGGAGCUCAAUAACAUCAGGAACAGCCCGAACAUCAACAACAACAAUAACAACAACAACAGCAAUGGUAGCAGCAUUUGACACAGAACUGUUGAUCUCCUAAUGUGACACACUACAAGCUCCAAACACAGCUGAAACACACGGGCUUCCUUUUUCUUAACACUCAAAUAUCCUUCCUUCAAGACCGCAGGAGAGCCAGCGCUUGUCUUCAUAAAGCAGUGUUUUAAUCUGACCGCAGUGUUGACCCCACAGCUGCUGUGUGCUAAGUUGACUUUACUGGAGCGAUGAUUCACUCACCGGGUGAAAAAUCUCCCAUCACAUGACCUUCAGUCACACUACGGGUCAACCUGAAGUGGUUUUGGUACAAGCUAUCUGUUGCAUUUUCAUCUCAUAAAUUGUAGACAUUACUAGAUUGAAGUAUUAGAACUAUUUAUUAUUUUCCCUUUUUACGCUACUUCUAAAUAUCUUAAUGACCCCAUAUAGAGAUAAAAAGUAAGACGUGCUUCACCCAUUCAGCUGUUAUCUCUUGUAAACAUUAGGUCUAUUGCAUCAUUAUGAUAUGACCCACAGUGCUGUUUUAAAGGGACAGUUUACCCAGCAAUGCUUGUUCCAAAUUAGUUUAAAUAUUUUUAAUUCUGCUCAACACAAAAAAAGAAGUAUGCUCAGCAGGUACCUUGAUGUCAAAACGACAUCAAAAACACAUCAGAAAUGUCAAUUGACUACCUUAAUGUCAAAGCGACAUCAAAUUGGUAUCUAAAAUUGGUGUCAAAACCAGACCUAAAUCUAUUACAGGACUGUCAUGUAGUCCAUUUUUCAUCAUGUUUUUUUGACGGCAGUGUUAGAUGUCAAUUUGAUGUUGUUUAGACAUCAAUUUACUUUUAAUACAUUGUAUGUAUACACAAUUAAGUGUAAAUUUGUUGUUUGAAAUUGAAGCUUUUAGAUUAAUUAUAGUUUUCUUAUAUUAAACUUUUAGCGUCAUUGUUUUGGUGGUCAAAAUGGAAUCAAUGUGUGGAUGUCAAUUAGAUGUCAAGGUUUUGACGUCAAAUCAUCCAUUUAUUCAUUCAUUUUCUUUUCGGCUUAGUCCCGUUAUUAGUCAGGGGUCGCUUCAGCGGAAUGAACUACCAACUUAUCCAGCAUAUGUUUUACGCAGCGGAUGCCCUUCCAGCUGCAACCCAUCACUGGGAAACACCCAAACACUCUCAUUCGCACACGUACACUAUGGCCAAUUUAGCUGUUAGCUGGCAAAUUCAUGUCUUUGGACUU
Danio aesculapii is the source of this 2821-nucleotide messenger RNA. It is a transcript of the gene coro2ba, whose product is annotated as coronin, actin binding protein, 2Ba. Gene Ontology annotation, biological process: actin filament organization. Lineage: Eukaryota; Metazoa; Chordata; Actinopteri; Cypriniformes; Danionidae. The coding region runs from base 158 to 1639 and encodes 493 amino acids. The record is from RefSeq and is a predicted model, not a curated record. The transcript has 12 exons. Gene Ontology annotation, molecular function: actin filament binding.